This is a messenger RNA of Hipposideros armiger (great roundleaf bat), 3320 nucleotides long. It is a transcript of the gene CCDC102A, whose product is annotated as coiled-coil domain containing 102A. The record is from RefSeq and is a predicted model, not a curated record. Lineage: Eukaryota; Metazoa; Chordata; Mammalia; Chiroptera; Hipposideridae. Gene Ontology annotation, cellular component: myosin complex. Bases 430 to 2100 code for a protein of 556 amino acids. The transcript is spliced from 9 exons.
CUCUGUAACAGAUCCCGCCGCCCCGGCCUGCACCCCUUGUCCCAAAGGUAGGCGGGUGCCUUCACCCCAACAUCCCGACUGGCCGGGGUCACAGCCCGGCCGCAGCUUGCCAGGGGCCUCACCGCCCCGCCGUCUCCUCUCCAUCCCCUCCCCCCAGGAGGGAGGAGGAGACUCCCCGGCCCUCCCUUGGCCCUCCCGGCGGCGGUCGCAGCCAGCCCCGUGCCCGCUCCGCCCAGCCACUGCGGGUCGGACGUCCGGAGCCCGCGGGUCCCCGACCGAGGUCCCAGGAGGCAUCCCCCACCUGGUGGCUGGGAGAGCUGUGAGUAGCAGUAGUCAUGCACACUGGUCUCGCAUCCGCCACACGUACCCCGCGCGGCCCCUGAGUCUGGACACGAGUUAAAACCCAGGGUCCGCGAGCCCGCUCAUACCAUGAGCCACGGGCCGAGCCCCCGGCUGGCCGAGUCCCCGCAACUGUCCAAGGGCAGCCUCCUAACCAUCCUGGGCAGCCCAUCGCCAGAGCGCAUGGGGCCCUCCGACUCACUGCCGCCCACGCCGCCCAGCGGCACGCCCUCUCCAGGACCGCCUCCCGCGCUGUCUCUGCCGCCAGCGCCCGCACUGCUGGCCGACGGGGACUGGGAGAGCCGCGAGGAGCUGCGGCUGCGGGAGCUGGAAGAGGCGCGCGCGCGGGCAGCGCAGAUGGAGAAAACCAUGCGCUGGUGGUCGGACUGCACGGCCAACUGGCGCGAGAAAUGGAGCAAGGUGCGCGCCGAGCGCAACCGCGCGCGCGAGGAGGUUCGCCAGCUGCGCCAGCGGCUGGACGCGCUCACCAAGGAGCUGGCGGGCGCACGGCGCGAGCGCCAGGAGGUGCAGGGUGAGUGCGAGGCCCGGGGUCGCGAGCUGGCACGGCUGCGGGGCACCCGGGGAGCCGCCGACCCUACUCCAGAUGGACCUGAGACAGAGCUGGAGCGGGAGCAGGAGCCGGUGCGCGAUGUCGGGUCCGAGAGGCCCCAGGGCAGCCAGGAGCUGGAGCUCGUGGAGAGCCUGCUGAAGGGCAGACCAGAAGAGCCCGAGGGCUGCUGGGAGGCACGCAGCAUGGGGACCGGGGGCCCACGGAGCAGCUCGGGCCGCCAGGAGCGCAGCCGGCUGCCCUGGGAGGACACAGCCACCAUCGAGGAGGAUGCCUCCAAGUUGACCGCCCUGCGACUGAGGCUGGAUGAAUCCCAGAAGGUGUUGCUCAAGGAGCGAGAGGAUAAACUGGCACUGAGCAGGAACAUUGAGAAGCUGGAGGGAGAGCUCAGCCAGUGGAAGAUUAAGUACGAGGAGCUGAGCAAGACCAAGCAGGAGAUGCUCAAGCAAGCUGUCUUGCAGCUCAGCAUCCUGAAGGAGGCCCACCAGGACGAGCUGGGCCGCAUAUCUGAAGACCUGGAGGACGAGCUGGGUGCACGGUCCAGCAUGGACAGGAAGAUGGCUGAGCUAAGGGGCGAGAUGGAGCGGCUGCAGGCAGAGAACGCAGCUGAGUGGGGUCGCCGCGAGCGGCUGGAGACUGAGAAGCUGGGCCUGGAGCGGGAGAACAAGAAGCUGCGAGCGCAGGUCGGGGACCUGGAGGAGGCCCUGGCCCGGCGGCGGCGACAGACAGCCAGCGCCCUGGACUGCGACCUGCGGGCCAGUCAGGCUGCGCUCUUCGAGAAGAACAAGGAGCUGGCGGACCUGAAGCAUGUGCAUGGCAAGCUGAAGAAACAGUUCCAGGAGAAGGUGGCGGAGCUGACACACGCCAGCCGGCGGGUGGAGCAGCACGAGGCCGAGGUGAAGAAGCUGCGGCUGCGGGUGGAGGAGCUCAAGAAGGAGCUGGCCCAGGCUGAGGAUGAGCUGGAUGAGGCCCACAACCAGGCACGCAAGCUGCAGCGGUCGCUGGACGAGCAGACAGAGCAGAGCGAGAACCUUCAAGUGCAGCUGGAGCAUCUGCAGUCCAGGCUCCGCAGGCAGCAGCAGAAUGCCCCCCUCUUUGGGAAGAUUCGCAGUGCUCGCUUUGGCACUGAGGAGGCCGGGGAUGGAGCUAGCGACCUGGAUGAGGACGAGGACCUGCAGAUCCAGGUGGCCUAGAGCUCCCGGGGCUGGCAGGACUGGCCCUCGGCCGCAGACCCCGUGGGUGCCCAGGCUGGCCAGCCACGGACAACUUCCUUCUUUCCCAGGGUGGAUGUCAAUGGUCCCACCCAGCCAGUGCCCCGUAGAAGGAAAGCCAUGCCCUAUGUUUUAUAUAUAUGUAUAUUUUUAUAUAUAUAUGCCCAGGGUCUUUGGACCCAUUUGGUUUUAGAAACACAAAACUGCUCCAAGGCCUGGUCUAGGUGACCCCACCCACCCAGGACCUUCAUGCAGGUGGGAGGAGGAUGUCAAGAGAGGGCUGUUGGGGCUGUGACCCAGGCUGCCUCUCUGAGCCGUGGGGGUUGAACAGAAGCUGUUCAUAGUCCAAUGUGAUAAACCCGGUCUUUUGUAAUAAAGGGAAUUAAGGUUCUACGGGUGGAGUCCUGAGAGUGUGACACAUCUGGGCAAGUGGGGCGGGGGACAGUGUCAGCCUCCACCUGGCCCCAAACCUGAGCUCAGAAAUAUCAAGUGACUUAAUGAAUGAAUGAAUGUGAGAAAGAAUGAAUAAAUGAACAUCUGAGCUGCCGAUUCCAGUCGAUCUGGAAUCCAGCUCAUGUAAAGGGAAGGAGAAAGCAUGGUACAUAUCUGAUCUGCAGAAGAGGACUUCAGUUUUGGCACCAGAUGGAUUCAGCUCUGUCCCUUACUGGCUCUGCAACUUUGGGGAAGUUACUUGCCCUCUCUGAACCUCAGUUUCUCCAUCUAUAAAUUAGACAUCUCACGGAGCCAUCCUGAGAAUUAGAUGAGUUCGUCUGGAACUCAGUGAAAGGUUAUUUACUAUUGAACUACUUGAAGGUAUGCCCUGGGGAGGAGGGAUUUGCCAGCUGGGUUCUGCCCCAGGGAUGAAGUUCAGGCAAGGAGUACCUUACCCAGAGGUAGGUGUAUAUACAAUAAAUAAGAAAUCCUUUUAUCUUUCCCGUAACCAUGUUCUAGGUAGUGAAAUAACAGGUAAUUAUAAGCUUAUUUUUGAUACUGAAUCUCUAAGUCUUCUAUAACCAGCAGAUGUAUACUAAAUCUGGUAGGAAAAGUUAUUAAAAACACAGUAGCAUACAUUUUUGAAUCUGGCAAGUCGAGGUAGCAUUCAAGAUACCUGCCCUGGAUGAGAACCUUAGAUGAAUUCUCGGCACCAAGAUCUGCUUUCUGAAGGCGGCACUGUCAGCACUGUGCUAACAUGUCGAAGGUGA